This is a messenger RNA of Psylliodes chrysocephalus, 3155 nucleotides long. The record is from the annotation of a GenBank genome assembly. Lineage: Eukaryota; Metazoa; Arthropoda; Insecta; Coleoptera; Chrysomelidae.
CCAACAUGUAUUGACAUUUGACGUGUACUUGACAUUUCAACAACUACUUCAAGGUCAAGAAGUUAAUAAAUGAAAACGAAAUUUAUUUAUAAGGUUGUGAAUAAUUUUUAAAAUGUAUGACUAACUUGUAUACACCCAAAAAAAUCUGCAAACUUUUAUUUUUUUUCUUAUAAGAUUUAAAAAAAUGGGUACUAUAAAAUAUUUAAUAACCACUCUUGUGCUUGUACUGGCUUUUUCGGAAUGUUCAUGUAUGAACGGUACGAUCCCUUUGAUUUUAAGAGGAGCCUGGUUUUCCUGGGAAUUGGGUAGAAAUACACUUACUGAAUUAGAUGCUACUACCAUGACUAAUAGAGGAUACUGUAUUGAUGUUAAAAACGAAUACCAUGUAAAUUACACUAUGGUUUUUCGAAAAGAUACAUGUUUUAGAUGUGUUAAGCUGCUAGUUAGAACUGUAAACGUUCUAGAAAAAAUAGAAACUCCAUGCCUUAAUAUACCUGAAGAGUUUGCUUCUGUAGAAACGGUUUGUAGGGGUUUAGAUCUCCAUCAGCAGCUUGUUACAUUGUUUUCUGAAAAUUACAUUCCUGUAAAUUGUAGAUCGUCACUUGAAGGUGUAUGGAAUUUUGCUUAUCAAAAUCGUUUUAAAUUUACUGGUGAAUGUAAAAAUCCUGAUGCCCAGAUUCGUUCUUGUCAAACAGCAGGAUCUCAGUUUUUGAUUACAAAUCAGAAGUUUAAUAUUACUUAUAAGAAAUGUGAGGGUAUGACUGGAACAUUUGAUGGAGUUGUUGAAUACAGUUGUCUGGGUGAUUGGUUUGUUGGUAAAAACCACUAUUUUGCUGUGGCAAAUACUAGAGAGUCCAGAAAAGAUGAAAAAUAUAGGUGUUUCUUAAAAAAUAGAGAUGAUGAUUUGUAUAUUGGUGUAUCUAUAACGGCGGAAUGCAACACUUUGAAAACUGUAGAAAAAAGUCCUGAAAGACUGCAUAUCACUCCAGUAAAGUCUGAGAUAGUAGAACCAGGUUGUCGCCUCCCUCAAAAUUUUUCCGGACAAUGGAUCAAUACAGCCAAUAUCGAUGCUGAUAUUUUCAUUAAUGGGACUCAUAUCAUUGAAACUUGGUAUCCAGAUGAAGGUAGGUAUAGAAAAACCAUUUACGUUUGCAGAGAACAAAGAGACACAAGAGUAAUGAUGGCUAGACUGACAGUAGAUGGAUGUCAAAAGGAUUUCAUUUGCUUCGAUUUCGUUCCACAGCAUCACAAUAUAAUUCGUUAUAGAAGAGGUAUCGCCGUAAUCAAGGACGAUUUUAGCACUGUGUGUUCUUGGGUGCAGUUUCAAAACAAGGGAAAAUGGAAGUACGACUUGUAUUUAAAAUCGAAUCCGGUUCCUAUCAAGUGCCCUGUAGCAGGAAAAUUCAAUUUCACACAAAAAGGAGAUGUUCCUUUCGAAACAAGGAUUCUCGGUGGUGUAACUCUAAGUCCACGUCCAAACGUUUAUUGCAAACAAAACAUUUCCGACUUUUCUGUCUGUGAUACGGAACAAAAAGAGGUAGCCAUUGAUGAGAAUUAUUGUUUGUCUGUUGACCAUUUGGGUAGACCAGUCGAUAUUUACAGUGAUCCUGAUUACAGGAUGAAAUGUAUCGGUUUCUGGAAAGAAAACCUUAAAUCCUACCUAAUAACAUAUGACGAGCUGGAUCCGUUUUCCAAAUACCGUUGUUGGGUAUACCAAAGAGCCGAUUUGAACAAAAUUUUGAUGUCUCAAGCUAUUGGACCUUUCUGUGAUUUGAAUCAAGACGUUUACUCUUGGAACUACACCCAGGGAGCCUCAGUUGCUAUUGAAAUGCAGGAAUAUGAAAGAGAACGUGAUCAAUGCCCUAUGAACUUCGAUGACGGCACGAAUCCCUGGUUGCAUACAGAAAAUGAAAUCCAAAUUUUCGACUUUGGAUAUUUCCGAAGCAACUCGAAUUUAAUCAAAUUUAACACUUUCUCACUAUCAUUUUCUAUAACUUUCAUCAUUUUUAAAUGGUUAGCAUAUUAAAAAAUAUAGUCGGAACAUGUUUAUAAAAAAUUACCUUAAAAAUAGAUAUUUAUCGUCAAAAAAGCAGUAAUUUAUGCAUGAUCAAUUCUGCCUAUUAAAAUACUCAUUUUUUUUAAAGUAUAUUAUAAUUAUUUUUAUAUAUAUAUUUUUUUUAAUUAAUAUGAGAUUGGUUAUAAACAUGUUCUUUUUAUAAAAUAAUAAAAAAAUAGGGGAACUGAUUAGUAAUAGUUAUAAAUGUGCCUGCCAAAAUUUGGUAUAUCUAAAAUUAGGUAUCGAAAAAUAUUUUUGUCACAAUUUUUAUACAGGUACAGAUUGUUAGUAAAUCUUACCAAAUAUUUUGCUACUGAGGAUAGGAUUUAGAUUAAUCAGAUACAUUUUAUGUUGAUCCACUUUUUAGGUAUCAAUUUUGUAUUGAAUUAAGUUUUUAAAAAUUGAUAUAUAAUGAUUUUUACUUAAAUUUAAUGCGAUAUUUUAAAUGUUGAUAAAAAUUGAUUUCAGAUUUUUGUAUGGAGGAAAAGAAUCUUAUUAUAUUUUAUAUGGUGACCGUAUGAAUAUGGACACAAAAUGCUAUAACGAAUAUACAGGCGAUUUCAUAUUUUGAAUCUUCUUUAAUUCUAAACAUCUUAUUUAACUAAAACUUUUGAGUAUUUUGAAAAGUAAGAGUCCUUUAGUCUUUUUAGCCUCCCUUGUAAAUAAACGAGUUAUUUUAAUUUUGAAAAUUGCACUUUGAUUUUAGAAUCAUGUAGGAACUUUUAUAAAGAAUAGAUUUUUAUGAUAAAGUCCAUAUGUAAUGCUGGUCAUUUAUUUUUUUUAAACGUUCCAGGUUAACAUUUAUAGCAAGUGAACAUUAUAAACGACUUUUAAUCUGAUCUGCAUUUUAUCAAUUUCUGAUUUGUAAUCUAUUGUACUGUAUUCUCCAAUAUUGUAUGUUUUAUAAUUUUUAUUCUUUAUUAAUUCCAUGACUAUGUUGUAUCUGAUUUUAAUUAUAAUAAUAUAUUUUUAAUCCACAUUAAUGGCAAUUUGGUUUUAUAACAUUUUUAAAUAAAUUAUAUUGUAACUGAUUAUUGUAAAAAUCAAUUUAAUUUAAUAAGACUAAUUUAAUUGCCGUCCAUUUUAUAUUAUAAGGGCA